GCGCGGCGUGGGUGGCAGCGCCGGAGGAGCCAGCGCCGGACGCGCCACGGCCCAGGUGCAAUGGAGGCCAUCUCUCUGGCCGGGGUGCUCUGGGCCUUCGUGCUGGUUCUCCCGGCGGUGCUGGCCACGGCUCUCUGCAUCGGCUGCCGGGACACGGGGUCUCCUGCCCACGGAGCCCAGGCAGUCGGGGACUACGAGUACAAACCCCCACCUUGUGUCCCCCCCAACAGCUUCAUGGUGCUGACCAGAGCCAACUAUCCCUCCAGGAACCAGAUCAAACAGCAACCAGUGCCACCCGCUGAGCAGUUCCUGUCCAUCCCGCGAUCCCCACAAGCGCCCCAGAGCCGCCAAGUCUCCUUCACCAGGACAGAGACCGACAACGACAGCGUCCCCAGCUAUGAGAAUGAGGAGCGACCCCGUGGGGACGACGACGACGACAACGACUAUAACAACGAGAUCUACACCCCCGGCUACGUUGAGGUGCUUCCCGACAGCGUCACCGAGACGUCCCCCACGGAGCUGGUCACCUCGGGGCCAGAGCUCAGGGACAGCGCGUCCUCAGUGGGAAUGGGGGAUGAGUACGAGAACAUGCCGGAGGCCCAGAGGGAGUCGCUGGCUGACAGCCUGGAGUACGUCAACAUGCCAGAGCCUGUAUCCGGCCUCCCUGACGCCCACUACGGCGCCAGCGACCGGGAGAGCGAGGACGACGGGCCCGACUACGAGAACCUGCACCGCUGAGCGCGAGGCAGACCCCCAGCUCUGGAGAGCGACCCCCCCCGCCCCCCGCGGGGAACCCGCCUUCGAGGAGCGAACCAACAGCUGGAUGAGCCCCGAGGAACCUUGCCACAGGGGGCCUGAGAAACUCCCCUGCUGGCCCCCCCUGCACCCCACAUCCUGAGAAACCACCUGUGAAAGCCCCACGUGAGGGCUCCUUCUGCCACCUGAGAUCCCCCCCCCGGGCUCCCCGCCCCCCAGCCACCAUCGUUAAUUUAUUGCCCUUCCCCCACUCAAUGCUGGUUCUGCACCUUUUCUGACAUAGCCUGAGAAUUUCCCAGCAUCCUUUGAGGUCUCCCCCCCCAUGUCCCCCACCCCUGGGGGGCAGCCUGGGCCCCCAGAUACCACGGGGGGCGCGGUCAUGGGCCGCACUGGGAGCCCCCCACCCUCUGCUGUGCUGAGCGACCCUAGCGCGUCCGGUCGCUGAAUAAAG
Malaclemys terrapin pileata is the source of this 1207-nucleotide messenger RNA. RefSeq names its product linker for activation of T-cells family member 1-like. Gene Ontology annotation, cellular component: membrane. The record is from RefSeq and is a predicted model, not a curated record. NCBI's taxonomy places the organism in Eukaryota, Metazoa, Chordata, Testudines, Emydidae. The transcript has 13 exons. The coding region runs from base 61 to 738 and encodes 225 amino acids. Gene Ontology annotation, biological process: signal transduction.